This is a messenger RNA of Paramacrobiotus metropolitanus, 947 nucleotides long. RefSeq lists its product as uncharacterized. NCBI's taxonomy places the organism in Eukaryota, Metazoa, Tardigrada, Eutardigrada, Parachela, Macrobiotidae. The transcript is spliced from 7 exons. The coding region runs from base 27 to 947 and encodes 306 amino acids. The record is from RefSeq and is a predicted model, not a curated record.
UCCCGUUAAUCCGCUUCCCUGUGAAAAUGCCCUGUAUUGUGGAUUUUUAUACCGGCUUAUUAUUGGCGUCAGUUAGCUUGGUGAUAAUCAGAAGCGAACUGUCCGUGGAAGUGCUGAGCGUAGUCAAUGUUCGGCCAGAUGGAACGAUGGGACGGUUGGCGUUAGUGGGACCGGCCGUCGAUGUGGCCAUCGAGGAAAUUAACAAACGUUACAGUGGGCAACUAUCCAUGCGACAAACGUAUCUAUACAACAACGGAUCGGCCAGUUGCAGCGAUCUGAAGGCCGUGGAAACCCAGCUGCUGGCCGCGUAUUUCUAUAGUCCACAACGCCAGGUGGCGAAUGUGACGGCGCUCAUUUACCCAGGGUGUUUUGAUGAGAGGACACAAAUGGCCUGGAUGACAAACGAACUGGACCUGCUCACUGUAUACGGCGGCGCACAAAACAGCACCCGGCUGCCGCAGGUCAUCGCAGCCGCCUACACGAACUCAGGUCCGUACGGCCGCCUGACACUGGCGAUGCUGAAGAUGUACCGCUGGACGGACGUCUACGUCAUCUACGACAUUGCUUUGUCUCAGUUCGCCACCUACGCCAAGGCCAGUGCGGCUCUGUUGGCAUUCUAUGGAGUCAAGUCCACUCUAGUGCCAGUGAUGUGCCAUGUCAAUGUCACAUUCACAGAAGUCCUACGCGACUUCCGCUCACGCUCACGCGUGCUGAUCUUCUCCGCCAGUCUCGACCAUCUCCGGAAAUUACUGAUCGAUGCCUCUGCACUAAAUAUGACAAAUGGCGAAUACGUCUACUACACGGUUAACACCGGCGCGGAUAUUGCCAUUUACGGACAAUUGCAAUGGCAGAAAAAUGAUAGCAAUGACGAGGUGAGGCUGUGCGGAGAUGGAAAUAGGGACAGCUUGACCUGGCGGUUAGGUUGUCGAGAAAGUCUGGAUCGGUAA